ACGAUUGACGAGUGUCGUUGUCAAAAAACUAGCGUGCAUUGUUUAUUUGGUGAAAUAAAACGUAAUUAAUUAUAACUUUUAAGAAUGCCGAAGUAUUAUUGUGAUUAUUGUGAUACUUAUUUAACGCACGAUUCUCCUAGUGUCCGAAAAACACAUUGUACUGGGCGUAAGCAUAAAGAUAAUGUUAAGUUUUACUAUCAAAAAUGGAUGGAGGAACAAGCGCAGCAUUUAAUUGAUGCAACUACGGCAGCCUUUAAGGCUGGCAAAAUAGCACAAAAUCCAUUCGGUGGUAAAGGUGCAGCAAUUCCACCACCUUGGGAUCCAUCAGUAAUGGGACCUGGAGGACCUAGGCAACCAGUUCCGGCGCCUGGCGGGCCGCCUGGUAUGAUUCCACCACCUUCCAUGGGUCCAGGAGGACCCAUGGCUCCGCCGAUGAUGAUGGGUCCACACGGGCCAAUGCCGCCAAUGAUGGGCAUGCGUCCCCCAAUGAUGGGACCUCUGAUGGGACAUAUGGGACCAAUGGGCCCUAUGGGUCAGAUGCGACCACCUAUGAUGAAUGGACCACCAAUGAACAAAUAGUGAACAAAUUUAGUGUCAUUAGAAUUAUUGUACCUACUAUAAGAACUGAUAGAGAAGUGAUUCAAAUGAAUAUUUGUAAAUUAUUGUAAAUGUAUAAUACAAACAUGUUUUUGCUAUUUAAUUUCAGAAAUUAGCUGCUGAAAGAGUAUGGAUUAAUGACUACAUUUUUGUAUCGGUGGUUAAUAUUUUAUAUUGAAUGGCUAUUUCAUGAACCUACCCAUGUAAAAACAUCAAUAUCAUGUGUGUUUUGUUAUCAGUGACACAAAAUCUUGAUUCUAUGAAUUAAAAUAGAAUAAAUUACUCAA
Colias croceus (clouded yellow) is the source of this 884-nucleotide messenger RNA. It is a transcript of the gene snRNP-U1-C, whose product is annotated as U1 small nuclear ribonucleoprotein C. Gene Ontology annotation, cellular component: nucleus; U1 snRNP. Gene Ontology annotation, molecular function: pre-mRNA 5'-splice site binding; zinc ion binding. The record is from RefSeq and is a predicted model, not a curated record. Gene Ontology annotation, biological process: mRNA splicing, via spliceosome; spliceosomal snRNP assembly; mRNA 5'-splice site recognition. NCBI's taxonomy places the organism in Eukaryota, Metazoa, Arthropoda, Insecta, Lepidoptera, Pieridae. The transcript has 2 exons. Bases 85 to 579 code for a protein of 164 amino acids.